Messenger RNA from Microcebus murinus (gray mouse lemur), 1729 nucleotides. Lineage: Eukaryota; Metazoa; Chordata; Mammalia; Primates; Cheirogaleidae. The record is from RefSeq and is a predicted model, not a curated record.
AUGCCCGUGUCCCCCCAUCCCUCCCCCACCUGCCGGACCAAGGCGGCCGCUGCCAUCAUGCACAUGAUCAUGAACAACCUGGACCCCGAGGUGGCCCAGCCUGUCUUCCCGACUCCCCCGCUCUGCCGGCCCCCGCAGUUCCGGCUGACGAUGUCCUACCUGGCCAAGAUGACUGAGGAGCAGACUCUCGUCAUGUACAGCGGCCACCCCCUGGGCCUCUUCCCCAGCAGCCCCAGUGCCCCGCGCCUGGUUGUCACCAACGGCAUGGUCGUCCCGAACUACUCCUCCAAGGAGGAGUACGAGAAGCUCUUCGCCUUGGGGGUGACCAUGUACGGCCAGAUGACCGCGGGCAGCUACUGCUACAUCGGCCCUCAGGGCAUCGUGCACGGCACGGUGCUGACGGUGCUGAACGCGGCCCGGCGCUACCUGGCCGUGGAGGACCUGGCGGGGAAGGUGUUUGUCACCUCGGGGCUCGGUGGCAUGAGCGGGGCGCAGGCCAAGGCGGCCGUCAUCGUGGGGUGCGUCGGCGUGAUCGCCGAGGUGGACAAGGCCGCCCUGGACAAGCGCCACAAGCAAGGCUGGCUGAUGGAGGUCACCGACAGCUUGGACCGCUGCAUCGAGAGACUCAGGGAAGCGAGGAGCAAGAAGGAGGUGCUGAGCCUCGGCUACCAUGGCAACGUGGUGGCACUCUGGGAGCGGCUGGCCCACAUCCUGGCCACCACGGGGGAGCUCCUGGUGGACCUCGGCUCGGACCAGACCUCCUGCCACAACCCCUUCCGCGGAGGCUACUACCCGGUCCAGCUCGGGUUCGAGGAGGCCCAGAGCCUCAUGGCCUCCGAUCCGGCCUCCUUCCGGAGCCUCGUCCAGGAAAGUCUGCGCAGGCAGGUGACGGCCAUCAACCGGCUCGCCCGCGACGGCUGCUUCUUCUGGGACUACGGCAACGCCUUCCUGCUCGAGGCCCGCAGGGCAGGCGCGGACGUGGGCAAGACCGGCGCCGGGAAGACAGACUUCCGCUACCCGUCCUACGUCCAGGACAUCAUGGGGGACAUCUUCUCCCAGGGGUUCGGGCCCUUCCGCUGGGUGUGCACGUCGGGGGACCCCCGGGACCUGGCUGUCACCGACCGGCUGGCCGCGACUGUCCUGGAGGAAGCCAUUGCGGGCGGAGGGCCGGCCUCCACGAGGCUGCAGUACAAGGACAACCUCCGCUGGAUCCGGGAGGCCGCCAAGCACCAGCUGGUGAGGUCUAUACAUGUAUAUUUCCUCUUGCCCCCUGGCGCCCGCCCGGGCCAGCCAGAGCGGGGAGUUCAGGCGGUGGCUUCUGUCUCCCCAGACAUGGCCGUGCAGAACUUCGUGGGGGACGCCUUCCGUGGGGCCACCUGGGUCGCGCUUCACAACGGAGGGGGCGUGGGCUGGUCCCUGGGCGUCCGCUGGUGGCAGGUGGCCCGGCGCUGCUGGUCCGGGAACCGGAAGGCGCACGAGACCAUCCGGCGGACCAUGGAGGACGACAGCCGGCUGGAGGUCACCCUCCCGCACGAGGUGGCCGACGACGGGGUCAUCUGGCGGGCCCUGCGGCCCUGAGUCCCCCUCCAGCUCCCCCGGCCUCCCCGGGAGGCCCGGCCUCACCUCUCUCCCUGCCCGCACGCCCUCGCUGCGCCCAUUUCGCGGAUGGGAACACUGAGGCCCGGAGAGGAGAGGCCGGUCGGUCCGACCGUCCACCCUGCCCUUGCUU